CCUGACCAGAGGAGUGCUGACACAGCGGCCGGGGACGGGAGGAUGAGCGUUGGUAUCGCGUUGCUGGCACGAUAGCGGUUCCCACACGCCCCCCAGGCCUGGUUCAUUCGUCGUCAUGCUGAUAGAGAAUGUGGAGGCCUUCAAGACGUGGCUGUCCAAGUUACUGGAGCCCAUAUGUGAUGCAGAUCCUUCAGCUCUAGCUAACUAUGUUAUCGCCUUGGUCAAGAAAGACAAGUCGAAUGAGGAGCUCAAGGCUAUUUGUGCCGACCAGUUGGAUGUUUUCCUACAAAAAGAAACAAAUGAGUUUGUGGAUAAACUCUUUGAAAGCCUGCACACAAGAAGUUAUCUUCCUCUUGAGGAAUCUCUAAAAGAGGAAGAAAAGGAGGAAACCUCUGAGAAUCGUCACAUGGACUGUUUGGAAGAAGAGCGGGAAAACAGAAAAAGGAAGCACCCAAGUCCUCCGCGAAAUCGUUCUGAUUCCAGUGAAAGACGGACAAGAGAUAAAAAGAGAGAAGAUGGCAAAUGGAGGGAUUAUGAAAGACAUAGAGACAGAUAUGACUGGCGAAGAGGCAGAAGUAAAAGUCCAUCCAAAAUCAAGUCUUUAAAUAAAAGUAGGAGCCGAAGCAGAGGGAGAAGCAGGGACCGGGAGUCUAACAGGAGUCGAGAUCACCGGGAAAGGGCGAAGUUUGAUUCUGAAAGAAAUGAGUUGGAAUCUGUAUACAACCCAGCCCCACAGCAGCAGCAACAGCAGCAGUAUUCCUCUGGUGGGCAGGCUAUCCCCAGCACCGUGACUGUCAUUGCACCUGCUCACCACCCUGAGAGCACAACAGAGAUCUGGUCUAAUUACUAUAGCAACCACAACCCUACCAAUUCAUACAAUAGAAACCCACCUCCUAAACGACGAUGCCGGGAUUAUGAUGAACGAGGGUACUGCGUCCUUGGUGACCUUUGCCAGUUUGAUCACGGAAAUGAUCCCUUGGUGGUUGAUGAGGUUUCCCUACCCAGUAUGAUCCCCUUCCCACCACCCCCUGGGCUGCCGCCCCCUGGUAUUUUAUUACCUCCUAUCCCUGGACCAGCUCAUAAUAUGAGAAUGCCAGUUCCUCGGCCACUCACCCAACCUCCACCCACUGUCCAUCCUGCUCCAAGGCUUCCAUUACCACAUUCAGGCAUGCUAAAUAAUCGUGAACCGCCCGGGACGAGUACUGUCCCCAGUCUUGCACCGGUAGGAGCAAGACUGCCUCCUCCCUUACCUCCUCAGAAUCUGCACUACUCCGUGUCAGAACGUAAGCAUAGCUCACUACUCCUAUUUUACAUGGCCGUAAAGCUAGUACAUCUUCCUUAUGCGUUAUUAUUAUUAAAUAUUGGGACUCCUAGAGUACCAGAAUAUACAUAUGAGCCUGAUGGGUACAAUCCUGAAGCUCCAAGUCUCACAGGAACAGGUAGAACUGGAUAUCGGCCCUUUUAUACACGGCCACAGCAGCAGCAAAGGUCAAAUCUGAUAGGUUUGACAUCAGGCGACAUGGAUACACCACCAAGAGCUGCUAAUAUUGUCAUUCAAACUGAGCCACCUCCUCCUCCUGCUGUUGAAAAUAGUAACCUGAACAGAGUUGUGGUGGAACCAGAUAGGAAGAGACCACUUGGGAAUAUGAAUGAUGGUCCUUUUGCUAAGAAACCUUGGACAGACAAGCAUGGAAACAACAACCAUAACAAAUUAGGAUUUGGGAAAAAGAUUCUGUACACAAAUACCAAACUUGAAGUCCGAAAAAUUCCUCAGGACCUAAACAACAUUACCAAGCUGAAUGAGCACUUCAGCAAAUUUGGUAGCAUUGUUAAUAUACAGGUUGCUUUCCAGGGAGAUCCCGAGGGUGCUCUCAUCCAGUACUUGACAAAUGAGGAAGCUAGGAGAGCAAUAUCCAGCACCGAAGCGGUUUUAAACAAUAGAUUUAUCCGGGUACUUUGGCACAGGGAGAACAAUGAACAGCAGCAUCCUCAGCAGCCCCAACAACAUAUGACACAUCAGCACACAACACACACAGUUCAGUCUGGACAGCAGACUGUUCCAUCCGCAGGGCAGGGGCAUCUUCAGAAGGGUUCUUAUGUCCUUAAUAACCUACCCGCAAAACAUCGACACGGAGCACCUGGUGGAACUCAGACUGAUGCAACGUUUGUGGCUUCAAACCAGAAUAAUUCUGGGGAAGAAAAUCUGACGGUACCACUAUCCAGCAGUCUUUCAAAAUCUGUUUACACUUCUACGAACACAAAGCCAGCUAAUAAAAGCACAGUGAGAUCAAAACCUCUAGAUGUGCAGGAAAAUCUAAAAAAGAAACAGGAAGCAUUAAAGCUGCAACAGGAUAUGAGGAAGAAAAAACAAGAAAUGUUAGAAAAGCAAAUAGAAUAUCAGAAGAUGUUGAUAUCAAAACUAGAGAAAAACAAAACCAUGAAGGCAGAAGAAAGGACAGAGAUAAUUAAAACGCUAAAGGUACUCGAUGAGAAGAUCUCUCAUGUGAAAGAUGAAUUGAAGACCCUAGCUGCUCCAUCAAAAGUGAAGUCUAAGACUGAGGCUCAGAAAGAACUGUUGGAUGCAGAGAUGGAUUUCCACAAACGUCUGUCCUCUGGGGAAGACACAACAGAAUUGAGGAAAAAGCUGAGUCAGUUGCAAGUUGAGGCUGCUCGGCUAGGAAUUUUGCCUGCUGGACGGGGCAAGUCUAUAUCUACCCAAAUCAGAGGGCGAGGACGAGGUCGUGGCGGAAGGGGUAGAGGGUCAUUAAAUCAUAUGAGUGUGGAUCAUCGACCCAAAACAAUAUCAAUUUCUGGUUUUUAUGAGAAAGAAAAGGAGGAGUUGAUGCAACAUUUUGCUGCUGCUAACCAAGGGUCAAAAUUUAAAGGUCGAAAGUUAAUAGUGUGCUGGCACAAACCAAAGACUCCUUCCAUAUCCACUGAAGCGGAGGAGGAAGAGUCCAAGGAAGAGGAGGCUGAAACGUCAGAUCCAUUUCUUCAUGAAGAUGACGAUGAAGACGAAGAGGAAGCUGAGUCCCGCUCUUGGAGGAGAUAAAGAAACCAGCAGAAUUGUACAUAUUAUAUUUUUCCCUCUUAAAGAGUGUUUGCAGAACUUUUUACCAUUGGAACACAAAUGGAAGACAGUCAGAUUCAAACAAGACCUUCUUUUUUUUUUUUCUGCUCCCCACAUUAUUGAGGAAAGUAAAUCCAUUGAUUGUAUAAGUCAGUGA
Nanorana parkeri is the source of this 3227-nucleotide messenger RNA. RefSeq names its product RNA binding motif protein 27 (gene RBM27). Gene Ontology annotation, molecular function: RNA binding; metal ion binding. Gene Ontology annotation, cellular component: nucleus. NCBI's taxonomy places the organism in Eukaryota, Metazoa, Chordata, Amphibia, Anura, Dicroglossidae. The coding region runs from base 116 to 3052 and encodes 978 amino acids. Gene Ontology annotation, biological process: mRNA processing. The record is from RefSeq and is a predicted model, not a curated record. The transcript is spliced from 23 exons.